Messenger RNA from Vicia faba (fava bean), 1170 nucleotides. Lineage: Eukaryota; Viridiplantae; Streptophyta; Magnoliopsida; Fabales; Fabaceae. The record is from the annotation of a GenBank genome assembly.
AUGGCAAUAUCUUCCUUCCUCUUCAAACUGAUAUUGCUGUUUCUCACCAUUCAUGAUUUGUUUAUGCAAAGUCAUGGCCUAAAUUUUGGAAUAAACUAUGGACAAAUAGCAAACAAUUUACCCUCUCAUUCACGUGUAGCAGCACUUUUAAAAUCAUUGAAUGUCACAAGAAUAAAACUCUACGAUGCUGAUCCAAAUGUUCUAUCAACAUUCUCAAAUACAAAUGUUGAAUUCAUGAUAGCAAUUGGAAAUGACAAUCUUCAAAACAUGAGAGACCCUAUGAAAGCAGAAACAUGGAUUCAACAAAAUGUUCAACCUUACAUUUCCAAAACCAAAAUCACAGCAAUUAACGUAGGAAACGAGGUACUAGGUAACAAUGAUCUCAACAGUUACAUAAACCUUCUUCCAGCAAUGCAAUCAGUGUAUAAUGCACUUGUUAAUCUUGGUUUAUCUCAACAAGUUACUGUCACAACUUCGCAUUCAUAUGUCAUUUUGUCGAAUUCAUUUCCACCUUCAUCCGGUGCUUUUAAAGAGGAUUUAGUUCAAUAUAUUCAACCACUUCUUAGCUUCCACGCGCAAACGAAAUCUCCUUUUUUGAUCAAUGCUUAUCCUUUUUUCGCAUACAAAGGUGAUCCAGAACAUGUUUCAUUAAACUAUGUCUUGUUUCAACCAAAUCCUGGUUCUGUUGAUCCUGUUACAAGUCUUCGUUAUGAUAACAUGUUAUAUGCUCAAAUUGAUGCGGUUUACGCGGCUAUAAAGGCGUUGGGCCAUACCGAUAUCGAGGUUAAGAUUUCUGAGACGGGUUGGCCUUCUAAAGGUGAUGCUGACGAGGUUGGUGCUUCACUGCAGAAUGCUGAAAUUUAUCAUACAAAUUUGUUCAAGAGGAUUGAGAUGAGACAAGGAACUCCUGCAAAGUCUUCUGUUCCUGUUGAUAUUUAUGUUUUUGCACUUUUUAAUGAAGAUUUGAAACCUGGUCCUUCUUCUGAGAAAAACUAUGGUCUUUAUUAUCCCGAUGGUACUCCGGUUUAUAACAUCGGUUUGCAACAAACUCAAGGCGGCUAUUUUCCAGAAAUGGUUAUUGAAUCCAAUUCCAAUAUUUUGUCCAACAAUUUUGUCUUCUACAUACUUGCAUUAUUAUUGGUGUUUGUUUUGGAGCUUAGAAGAUUUUGA